AUGGAAUGGGACGAGAAGACAAGUUACGAAAAACGAGAGGACGGGAAUGCCGUACUACUUGUGAUACGGAUGGGGGACAAGGCGAAGACGCACAAUGCGACAUAUGUCAAGAAUUUGCCCUACAAUAUUUUGAACAAAUGCACAAUAUCCAUAUUCGGAGCACGAACUAAAGGCUGUACAACAAACUCUGGGUUCCCUUCCACCGAACCUGCCUUACAGUCGCUCGUGAAACGGGCUGGAUCGUACUUCGAUCAGGAUAGGAUCAAUGCCCGAGAGCGACAGAAGCAAUGUACGCGUGUCCAGACCGCAGGUCUGUGCCCGGCGAGCUCGGUCGACAUAGGCAAUCGAGCAAGUCGACAAGCACUUAUUUCUAUCAUCGGGGUUCAUACGAAGAAAUUAAGACCGUCAAACUACGAAGAAAGCACCGUAAGCCAUAUGACAUCUAUCACGCAGAUUGAACACAACCGAACGGCGGCGGACAAGCUCAACUCGAAGCACGUCAAUCAAUGGCGCAAGAGCCGAUCCUCCUCGUCUGAACUGUGCGGUCCAAGCAAGAUUUUGACUUUGACAUCGACGGCAUCAUGA
Molecule: messenger RNA, 585 nt
Organism: Fomitiporia mediterranea MF3/22
Lineage: Eukaryota; Fungi; Basidiomycota; Agaricomycetes; Hymenochaetales; Hymenochaetaceae
Exons: 3
Coding region: 1-585 (194 amino acids)
Source: RefSeq, a predicted model, not a curated record